Molecule: messenger RNA, 976 nt
Organism: Pollicipes pollicipes
Lineage: Eukaryota; Metazoa; Arthropoda; Thecostraca; Pollicipedomorpha; Pollicipedidae
Exons: 7
Coding region: 41-976 (311 amino acids)
Source: RefSeq, a predicted model, not a curated record
UCAUCGCCGUGACGGCCGCGGCAGCUCCUGCACCGACGGGAUGAGGUCCGGGGCAGCUGAUCCACAGCGACUGGUGCUGCUGGUCCUGCUCAGCUCCGUAAUUUUGGAAGCCGCUGCCAGCUACAGCUACGACGUCCCGACGAAAACAUUCGAUGAAGCUGGAGAAGCGCCAAACUUCCCCAUGGCUGUGAUGGAAGAGCUGCGGCAUGCCACCAGACUGACGACGCCGCUGUACGCACGAAUGGAGGGCACCCUGGACGCCGAGACGGUUGAAAGGGGCAGUGACGAGCUAAGCGAGGAGGAGGGCAGCGGCCAGCAGCCGAGCGAGCCGCCGGAGGAGCAGAAGGAGGCGCCCAGCCCGCCGCCGGCCGGCGCUCAGAACGCUGCCGUCCCCACGCUCGGCGUGUUUAACUCGCCGCUGCCAGUGCUGCCGCCGCCGGCCUUGCUGUACAGCCAGCCCAUCUGCCUGGCCCCUAACGGCGAGCGGGGAGUGUGCCACGCCGCCGUUGGAUGCUACCUGCGCGGCGGCACCUACAGCAGCAUCUGCGCCGACGAGCGCGGCGUCUGCUGCGUCUUUAAACACAGCUGCAACAUCGAAACCAAAGAGCGUCUCACCUACUACAGGAAUCCAAGUUUUCCUGAAGAUGACGUCGGUAACCUGCUCUGCAACUACCAAGUUACCGUCGGGCCGGAUAUAUGCGGUGUGCGGCUUGACUUCUUAAACUACAGCACACCGGUGUUGAAGAAGUGCCUCGAUUCGCAGCUGACUUACUUGGUCGGGAAAUCUGAAAGGUCUGUGCCUUUCUGUGGCAUGCUAAAAGGAACUUCAGUGACGAUCCCGGUGAUCGAGCAGGACGGCCCGCUCGUCAUCAACCACGUGCUAGGCGGGUCCGUGCCGUACCACUUCAACAUCCGGGCCACACAGAUCCGCUGCGCAUCGGUGCCUGACGUCAGCGAGCGUGAGUGUGUGCACUGA